AUGCCGGGUUCUCGUCCUCUUCCUUCCUGCUUUUCUUCUUCCUCGUUGUUUUCUGGCCUUUCCCUCUUCUCUUCGUCACCUCGCUCGCGCGUCGCGUCUUUCCUCGGAGAGCGGAAAGAGCGUGUUUCUCUCCGUGCCAAUCUGCUCUUUCCUUUUCCUUCUCUCCUCUGUGCGUCGUCUCCGCCGUGCUCACGCCUCUCCUCGUUCUCUCCGCAACGUUUCCCUUCGUCGCUGGUCUCCUUCAUUUCCACUGCGCUUCCCUCGCUCUCUUCUCUUUCCUCACCUUCUCCGGAGGAAGGCGAGGCGAGGGGGAAACUCGUCAAGGUAACGCCGAAGGCGCUCGCCCGCAUCGAGGAGCUGAAGCGGAAGCGCAAAGAAGGCGCAGGGACCGACCGGCCUUUUGUCAUUCGUUUGGGAGUGCGAUCGGGCGGAUGCAGCGGUCUCUCCUAUGCGUUGGACAUCGUCGAUGAGGCCAGCGCCGCUCCCAGUGACCACCGUGAAGACUUCGAGGAGGCCGGAGGUUUUUCAAUCGUCGUCGAUCCUCAGUCGCUCCUGUACGUGAUCGGCACCAAGCUGGACUACGCCGACGACCUGAUUGGAGGCGGCUUCAGGGUCUCCAACCCGAACGCAUCCCGGAGUUGCGGCUGCGGCAUGUCUUUCGGCGUCCCCAAGGCCUUCGCCCAACAGGGGGGUAUCGACAGCAAACCCAAAAGCUGCUCGACAGAUCGGAAAUGA
Messenger RNA from Neospora caninum, 735 nucleotides. RefSeq names its product putative HesB-like domain containing protein. The transcript is spliced from 4 exons. Bases 1 to 735 code for a protein of 244 amino acids. Gene Ontology annotation, molecular function: protein-macromolecule adaptor activity; iron-sulfur cluster binding. Gene Ontology annotation, biological process: iron-sulfur cluster assembly. The record is from RefSeq and is a predicted model, not a curated record. Gene Ontology annotation, cellular component: chloroplast stroma. Lineage: Eukaryota; Apicomplexa; Conoidasida; Eucoccidiorida; Sarcocystidae.